Molecule: messenger RNA, 13155 nt
Organism: Cheilinus undulatus (humphead wrasse)
Lineage: Eukaryota; Metazoa; Chordata; Actinopteri; Labriformes; Labridae
Gene: slc6a8
Product: solute carrier family 6 member 8
Exons: 14
Coding region: 768-2771 (667 amino acids)
Biological process (GO): sodium ion transmembrane transport
Cellular component (GO): membrane
Source: RefSeq, a predicted model, not a curated record
GACAGACGGACAGCAGCGGGACUUUAACGAGCUCCAGCUCGGGACAGUGUGACUCUUCAUCCCUCCUCUUCCUCUACUCCUCCUCCUCCUCCGUGGAUGGAGCUCCAGCAGUCCCCCAACAGACCGAUCCUCCGCCGGCUCUGAAGCCCCGCACCGCCGCGGGAUCUGCGUGACCGUGUCGUCCUCUCCGUCCUCUCGUCCCCGCAGGCCGCCGUCUCCUCCGUGACUCCCCGUUCUCCAUGCGAUUCUUCAGACUCACAUUCAAGUGUUUCGUGGAUUGUUUUUGAAGGUCGCUGUCCGAGUGUCGGUGAAUCUCCUUUAUUUUCAUUUAUUUUAUUUUUUCAUCGUUUUUUCUCGCGUUGAUUGGAGGAGGAGAAGUCUAGUCCACGUUCUUCUGAUUUUAUUUUUAUUAUUAUUAUUUCUUAAACCUGUCGUUUGGAAUAAGAACAGAUUCUGAUGCAGCCUCCAUCAGAACAAAGCGAAUAAAAACUACAUUAAUUAUCAGAGGAGAAGAAGAAAGAGGAAUUAACCCAGGAGACAUUACACCUGCUGACAGAAGUCAAGUUAGAGACCAGUGAGGCUGCUGUCUUACUGGUGUGACUGGGAAAUCAGACAAAGUGAGUAACUGGAAUAAAACUCACCAGGAGAGAAACAAAGGGGAUUUCGAGAGAUCUGGACUGGUUUCUGACUGGUUUCUGACUGGUCUGGUUCUGGUGACUGGUGGGACUAACUGGGAGAAAUUCCAGAUUUCAGAGCACUAAAGACUGAUGGAGAAGCAGGCUCUCCCCACCUCCACCUGCUCUCUGGUCCUCCUGGAGGAGACCAAGAAGAGCCCCCUGAACGGCUCUGACUGGCUGAAUGGCGGUGCCGGUUACCCCCCCUCGGCCUCUAACGGCAGCCUCGUCCCGCUCGGGUCGGGGGUGGCGGGGUCCGCCGGUGGUGCCUGUGCUGUGCCGGAUAAGAAAGGGGCGGUGGCCAACGGGACGGGGCCUGGGUACCCGGAGCGUGAGACAUGGACGCGGCAGAUGGACUUCAUCAUGUCUUGUGUGGGAUUCGCCGUCGGACUUGGAAACGUGUGGAGGUUUCCGUACCUGUGCUACAAGAACGGAGGAGGCGUCUUCCUGAUCCCGUACCUGCUGUUCAUCUUCGUCGGGGGGAUCCCCAUCUUCUUCCUGGAGAUCGCCCUGGGACAGUUCAUGAAGGCCGGCAGCAUCAACGUGUGGAACAUCGCCCCGCUCUUUAAAGGUCUGGGCUAUGCCUCCAUGGUGAUUGUGUUUUUCUGUAACACCUACUACAUCAUGGUGCUGGCGUGGGGCUUCUACUACCUGAUCAAGUCGUUUAACGCCACCCUCCCCUGGUCCACCUGCAACAAUGAAUGGAACACGCCCAACUGCCUCGAGAUCUUCCGGCACCAGGACUGCAAUAACGCCAGCCUCGCCAACACCACCAUCAGCGGCAACAUGACCUGCGCUCAGCUGGCCGAGGCUCGAUCACCUGUCAUCGAGUUCUGGGAGAACAAAGUCCUGAACAUCUCGUCCGGUCUGGAUGAAGUCGGCGAGUUUAACUGGGAGCUCAUGCUGUGUCUGAUGGCCGUCUGGGUGCUGGUUUACUUCUGCGUCUGGAAGGGAGUCAAAUCCACCGGGAAGAUUGUCUACUUCACCGCCACCUUCCCAUACGUGGUCCUCAUCAUCCUGUUGGUCAGAGGCGUCACACUUCCUGGAGCCGCCAACGGCAUCAUGUACUACAUCAAACCUGAUUGGUCCAAGCUGGAGGAGGCUCAGGUGUGGAUUGAUGCUGGUACUCAGAUCUUCUUCUCUUAUGCCAUUGGACUGGGAGCUCUGACGGCUUUAGGCAGCUACAACCGCUUCAACAACGACUGCUACAAAGACGCCUUCGUCUUAGCUCUGAUAAACAGCGGGACAAGCUUCUUUGCUGGGUUUGUCGUGUUUUCUAUUCUGGGCUUCAUGGCUAAUGAGCAGGGAGUCGACAUCUCGCAGGUCGCUGAAUCAGGUCCAGGUCUGGCCUUCAUUGCGUACCCGAUGGCGGUCAGUCUGAUGCCCGUGGCCCCGCUCUGGGCAGCACUCUUCUUCUUCAUGCUGCUACUUCUGGGACUUGAUAGUCAGUUUGUUGGUGUGGAGGGUUUCGUUACUGGAAUUUUGGAUCUGUUUCCUGGCAAGCAAGUCCAUCGCUACAAAAGGGAGAUAGCUGUGGCGAUAUGCUGUUUAGUGUGCUUUGUGAUUGACCUCUCCAUGGUGACACAGGGAGGGAUGUAUGUCUUCCAGUUGUUUGACUACUACUCGGCCAGUGGAAUGACUCUGUUGUGGCAAGCAUUCUGGGAAUGCAUAGUAGUUGCCUGGGUCUACGGUGCUGACCGCUUCAUGGAUGAUAUAGCUCGUAUGAUUGGCUAUCGGCCUUUCCCCUGGAUGAAGUGGUGUUGGUCCUUUAUAACUCCAUGUGUCUGCAUGGGAAUCUUCUUGUUCCACCUGGUGAACUACAAACCGCUGACCUAUAAUAACGUGUACGUUUACCCAUGGUGGGGCGAGGUGAUUGGCUGGUGUCUGGCUCUGUCGUCCAUGCUGUGCAUCCCUGUCAGCCUCAUCUACAAACUGUUCAGAGCCAAGGGAACCUUCAGAGAGCGCUGGCUUCAUCUGACCUGUCCCGUCUGGGGGGCCCAUCACAUGGAGUACAUGGCCCCUGACAUCAAGUCCCUGACGUCUCUGUCCCCCGGCACCGACGACAACAAAGUCAUCAUCUUUGAGAGCGUCAUGUAGGGCGGACUCCACCAAUCACACUCCUCCAUCUACAUCAUCCCUCCAUAUAUCCCUCCCACCUGAGACAAGAUUGCCGCCGACCUUCAUCCUCAUCCCGACGUCAGAGUGGACUCUUCAGUGAUCCAUCAGUCCUCUGUUACGCCUCCCUGGAUUAACUGAUCAACCGAUGAAUCACCUCUGAUGACUGAUUGUUCUCCUCCACACCAAAGCGACGCAGGAUUUUCAAACCUGUGUAGAAAAGGAGAGAAGAAGAAGCUCCUCCAGGAGAGUUUUUAUACCACACCAGACUAAACGUCCCUUAAACCAGCAGAUUGAAGGCUUCUUUGACUGUAAAGGGCUUCUAUUCCACUGGUUCUAAACACAGAAAAUGUAAAUAUUAUUCCCUUUGACUAUUUUAAAGGAUGAAAUGCAAUUAUUUCCAUGAAACAGCAGACCCUGGAGGAGCUGAAGAGGAACAAUUGGAAAGUUUUCGCUGCUGAAAGCCUCCCAUCAGGUUGAACUUUAACCUUUGGUGAAUGGUAUCAAUGCAAUCUUGUCUUAGGUUGGAGAUAUAACACAAAUACCCAAUAAACAGCCAUCACACAAACACCUUCUCUGUUUUCUCAUCAUCAGCACAGGGACCAGAACUUUAGCGUCCUGUAGCUGCACCUUUGCAACUUUCAAGCUCAACAUCUGAAUGUGUGGAUAAAAAAAAUCAUGCAUAUUUUAGAGAAUUGUGUUUGUGUGAUGGUUGUUUAUUAAGGCAGAGUUGUAGACAGGCAGACUGACUGACUCAGAAAAUCAACAGAGGUCUUUUGCUUCGUAGCAGGAAAGAAAACACUCUUCAGUCCUGUGGUCAAUCAGAAGAAAAUAGGAAGAUCCUGAGUCCUUAUCUUGCAAUUAUCUUCCAAAUUUAUGUGCAGAAUUUUAAAACACUAGGAAAUGGAAAAGCGUCCAUAUCAGAGUGUCUGAUUGUCUGCAGGACUUGAGCAAAGUAGAAGUUCCUGUUACAGAGCUAUAACCGGUCCUUGAACUCACCACGCUGCCAGGAUGGGAACUGACCCCGAUGCAUCAGCAAAUUGUUCUGGUUCUGUGUUAAACUCGCCUCUCUGCGGCGUGACAGCACUUUAUGUGACGCUGUGAUUGUUCAAUCUAAAAUACAAACUACGUCAAGACUCAGGGCCUGAUUCACUAAGGAAGUGGUUCUCAACUGGUGGGUCGUGAAGCAGUUUUCAGUGGUCACAACUAGGUGUCUGGAAAAAAUGGUGGCAGAAAGUCCCUAAAUCCUUAUUGGACAUCAAUCGAUACCUUUUAUUUUACCCUGUUUUACUGUGAAAUUGGCUCAAUUUAAAUGUUUGAUCAAUAUUUCAGCUGAUUUAUCACCUCUUCUUCCAAUAAAUGUCUACUUUUCCCAUGAUAAUUAAGUUAUUUCACAAGUUUUCUGGAAAAUUGGCUAAAAUUGACACAUGAUGGGGAAAGAGGGUAGAAAAUUUGUCAGUUUUGUCCCUUUUCUUUUUUUCUAUAUCAGGCGUUUUGGUCCAGUCAUGCUCCAAACUGCAACAUAUUCAAUUAACUUAACAUGCAUUGGUGAAAUUUUUUUGGGCACUUGGGUUGCGAUCUGUUGUAAGACAGACUGGUGGGUCCUGAGGCCAGACUAUUGGAGCACCACUGCACUAAAGGAAAGUAGCUGCUAAAACUGGAAAAAGACAAAUUUAGGAAAAACAGUAAAAAGGGUAAAAUAGUCCCUUAACUGUGCUGCAGAGCAGAGGGCGUCUCUGCUGCACAGCAGCAUAGCUGGUGCUGUUUUCUCAUGUUUGAAUGAGCCAUCAUGCGAUCAUCUGGGCAAACAGCCCAGUGUUAAAUUUGUCAGCUCAAACUCUGACUAAAAACUGCCUUUUUUUACGGAAAGAUGAGACUAAGACCAGCUAGAAAUAGAUCUUUGGUGAUGAAAAUGAGGUUUAGUCUUUGGUCACUGGGGCACAGUCAUGCUGGAAUAGAAAAGGGCCUUCCCCAAACUGUUGCCACACAGUUGGAAGCAUAGCAUUGUCCAGAAUGUCUUGGUCUGCAGAAGCAUUAAGAUUGUGCUGCACCACAUGCAGGCAGUUAGGGCACGUUCAGGGACGAAGCUUGGUUUGAAACACUAAAGCACAUAUCACGUCUGCUUCUCUCCUGAUUCAGACACAAAACAAGAGCAAACUGCAUGCAGCACCACAGCUGCAUGGGCCUGUUUGUGUCUGAAUAUCAUCAGAGCUUCAUACCUUAUCCAUAAAACCUCGAGAUUCAGAAGAUAGAGUGAGCAAAUGAGUGAUUUCUGCAGAUAUUAGCAGCCACAGUCUCUCACUGAAUCAGGCUCUGAGUCCAUUUAAACCGAUUCUCUGACAUAUCAGAGCAGCUCUGAACUCUCCAACUCGUUCUUCUGAUCCCAGAACAGUCUUAUUCCUGAGCAGUGUGUGGUUUGACCUUUGACCUCUGCUGGACCGUCUCGACGAGACUUGAUUCACUCAGGAAACAACAGAUCUAAAGUGAGAAGGGAAGCUCUGAUGAGAAUUCACAACGCCGCUUCAGUAAGUCAGAGAGAAACUUAAAAAAAAAACACAGACUGAGAUCUCACCUAAUCAAACUUUUUAACCCUUCGUGAUCUGUGUCAGACCUGCAUGAGAAUCAGGUCGAGGGUCGUGCUUCGUUCUGCGUCCCCGGAUCAAUGAAGUGCCAAACAGAGCGAUGUUUGCCCUGCAGGGCCGUUCCAGACCAGGGCUCAGAACUGCCAACACAUUCUCCUCCUUCUUCUUCUUCUCUGCCUCGUCAUGACGGCGCCGUCAACGCUGAGCUCCUAAAAACGUCUCCAUCUCCUGUAGCACGCCUGAAAGUUAAUGUGAAAGUUUUACUUUCAUUUUCUCAAGGUGGGGUUUAAAACAUGACAGAUGUAAACUCCGUCCAAUCAUCAGCUCCGUUUGACCUCUGGAGGCGUCUUCAAAAUAUCCAAAUACAUAAAUGUCAUUUUAAGGAUUUUUAACAGAUUCUUUUAACACAUUUAAAAUCUUCCUUUCAUGCAUCUGAUAAAGUAAGUCAUCAAAUUUAUGUAUGUUUGAGUGCAGUAAGCUCUUCAUGGAUAUUAGUGCAGAAGUAGCAAAAAUGUUCUAAUUAAAGCAAAAUUUGUAGGAAGUUGCUAAAUUUAAGGAAAAUGUCGCACAACUUUUCUUUUUGUUGACAAAUCUGUGGUUUAAAAAAAGGUAUGUUGGCAAAUUAACUAUUAAAAUCACAUUAAUUGCAUUCUUUUUCUGUCCUUUUAGAGCCACCGUAGUUAAGCUACCAUAGCUACAGACAGCUCAACUGACCAAAGUGCAUUCAAAGUUUUCUGCACUUUCUGAUAUUGUUAGUUUUACACUUCCUGCCACAUAUUUUACUUUUCUAUCUCUAUUAAGUUCUUUUGUCCCUAGUUAAGCUUUUGCUUCCUUAUUUUCUUUCAAAAUAAAACAGCUUUUUAUUCAAACAGGAAGUAAAAUACCCAAAGUAAAAGCAAAAUAAAGAACAUUAUUACCACCUUAUUUUGGUUACUUACAGAGGCGCAGCUAGAAAUUUUGGGCACCCAGAAAAAAUAUUACUCCCCCCUCAACUGGCUAGCCAAGCAAUAAAUGUUGCAUCUUUUUUUAUUACAAAUCUAUAUGCUUUUUUAACAAAUUUUUGAAGCAUAGUUUCUCUAUUUAGGAGCAAUAUUUUUACUGUGGUUAAAUUAAAUUUAUUUGGAUUAUUCCGCAGCACUGGACUAUACCAUUUGAUGCAAAUUUCAGUCUGUUGACACAUUCAUUUUGUUGCUUUUGAUUCAAUAAUGACACUAAUUACUGAGAAAAAAUAGAUAAAAACACACUUUUAGUUGAGGGCCCCUCCUUACUGUUGGCCUGGGUAAUCAGUGCCCUUUUCCACCCUGUGCUACACCCCAGCAAAAGUAACUAAACAUGAACUCCUGAAGAGUUUAAUGCUCUCAUAUAAACCCGCCAUCAAUGAGUCAUUUAGUACAUGCACUCUUGCAUACUUCUUCAUGUAUAACUCUGUCCAACAAAGGGCAAAAUAGUUCAGUUCUAAACAUGCAAAUGGGAAAUGUUAUUAAAACUGCAACUAACAAUGAUUACCCAUCCAAAUUCAGCUAUUGAUUAUUAAUAAAUAUAUAAUUUAACAGCCCUGUUCAAUAAUAAAAAAGACUGUAAAGUUGUAAUGAAGGUAUAAACAAGAAUUCUGAUUGUUUUAGGGUAAAAAUAGCCUCCCAAAGUUUGAUUAUUUAACUUAAAUCAGAUCAAAAACUCCACUUAAUAACAUAUGUAAGGGCAGUUAAAGUUAAUACAUUACAAUAUAUGUAUAUUCAGUAAAUCUGCUUUCAUAUUUGGUGUUGAGAUGAGAGCCGGAGGACUCAGCCUGCGCCGAGCGUUGCCUUAAGUCGUUGUCUUAACUUUAGAGCCCAACGGUUGACUGGCCAAUCACAGAGCUCUACAGGACGUCCUGUGUCCAGCUCUGGUUUACAUUUCCCACAAAUCAGCAGUCUGCGGGGGCGUGUCUACAACUCUGUCUCUUAGCAACCACUUCCAGUCCACAAAUCACAGACAGACACGAUGAUUGGAAUGUAAAUUCAACUAAAAUACAUCAGAGCAUUGUUGUAAAAUAAUGUUUGCUAGCACUUUGACUCGUGUUAGGAAAGUUCUUUUGUUUUACAUAUUGUAAAAUGAAUCAGAGAUUUAUUUUGUUGCUGAUACAGUACGGCAGAUAUAAAUAAUAUAAAUAUAUAUUAAAUAUGUGUGUUAUCUAUAUUUGAUGCAGUAUGGAAAUGCAAUGAUGGUGAUUUAUGACUGAUUGUUCACGUUUAGCCGGCAGACACGAGUGACACGCCGCAUGAAGCGACCGACCAGAGCUUCAGGCUACCUCACCUUAUGUUCAGACUUUCAAAAUAAAACUGAUUCUUAUGCAAAUAUCUCAUCAGCAGCAUCUGCGGUGUCGGCUGCCACCAGGCGGGGAUUAUUAUAAGAAUAUUAAAAUCCUCUGCCUUUUUAAAGGUUCUUUAACACCAAUGAAAAUAACAAAUUAAAAAUGUUAACACAAUCUUGAUGUUUUUGUUCAGUUCAACUAUUUCGGGCCAUGUUUUACAGCCCUGAGUUCAGACUUGUUCUAAAUUCUUUAUUUGAUGUCAUAAAUUGGUGCCGAGAGCCUUUAAGUUGUGUCUGACCGUUUAACGUGAACAAGCAGCGAGGGGUGGGGCUUUUAUUUUGGCGGGUUUGCUGCGAUGCAGUGAUGUUAAGGCUCUGUGUGGCUGUGAACACACUACGAAAGGGAUAUUUUUUUCUUUAUUGAUUUCUAAUUUGCUCAAGUGCUAAAGUGUUUGAAGAGUUUUAGCUUUAGAUGAUUUUUUUUUGUGUGUGUGUGUUUUAUUGAAAAUGUUUGUUUUUCCCUCAGACCCCCCACGGCUCAGAUCACCUCAGUAUUUUGGUUUUAAAGCAGAGAGAAGUUUUCAUAUAUUUUACAUUCAAAGGGAGACGGUUAGACACUUUAUGUUAAAAAAUAUAAAACUGCCGAUUGGGAGCCUGACAGAGAAAAAAGGCCAUCAGUUAAAAUUUUAACGUGUGUAAUGAACAGUCCAGAAAUCCUGGAGCUACCUCGGUAACAUGAGGAGCUGCUCCUGUGCUAAAAAUACCAACACUACACCACACAUCCAAAAAGGCAGGAAGCUUCCAGAAGCUAGCAAUAAAAGAGGAAAUUUACUCUGAAAACCCACAUUAUAGACGAUCAGUUAUAUGAAAAAAUCUGCAAGCACAAACGUCACUCGCCAAUCAGCUCAGUCUGCCAUUUUAUACCCAGUGUUGACUUUUAAAGGCCCUAAAGAAAAGGGAACCAAACUUGGUUUAACCAGGAUGUUUCAAUAAAAACAAUCCUUUUUACAUCCUGUUUUCUAGCCAGUCAGAGCCUCAGAAUGACAGACAAAGACCGAGCCAGCCAACCACGAACAUCUGUAUUUUAAAAUUUAAUCUAAUUAUUAAUGAUUAUAAUAAAAUAAAAAUAAUCAUAUAGACUAAAAAAUCAUUGGCGACGAGCUAAUAAUAUGCACAAUAAAAAUAUAAAUAUUUUUAAAUCUAUCAAACAUGCUUUAAACUAUCAAAAGCAUGGUAGAAAGUGAAAAAAUAAAAUAAAUUAUUUCAGAAAUGGGACAACAAAGUCAACUGAGGUGAAAUCAGAGGAUAAGAGAAGUUUAUAGUUAAGGAUCGGAAAUGUCCAAAAGAAAGCAGUUGUUUGAUUUUUCAUAUUGAACUUUAAUUUACGGAGCCCCAGCCAUGACGUGAUAAAAGAAAAUUAAACUGUGGCCACAAAAUAAAUGUGACGUGCGCACGUGAUACUAAUUCAUGGCCACGAAAUACUAAAUUCGUGGCCACAAAAUACUAAAUCGUGGCCACUAAAUACUAAUUUGUGGCAAUGAAAAAAGUAUAAUGUGCACACAAUAUACUAAUUUGCGGCCACUAAAUACUAACUUGUGGCAACAAAACAAGUAUAAUGUGCGCACAAAUACUAAUUUGAGGCAAUGAAAUACUAAUUCGUUGCCACAAAAUACUAAAUCAUGGCCACAAAAUACUAUUUUGUGGCAACAAAAUUCUAAUUCAUGGCCACAAAAUACUAGUUCAUGGCCACAACAUACCAAUUUGUGGCAACAAAAUAAGUAAAAUUUGCACACAAAAUCCUUAUUCAUGGCCACAAAACACUAAUUCAUGGCUAUAUUUUUUCAAAGACGGUCUGUCAAAUUACAGUUUAUUGCAGUGCAUUUAUAUAUUCAAUAAAUAAUCAGGUACCAAAAUAAAUAAAUAAAUUCAAAGUUUUUGUCUAAAAUUCUGAUCAUCAUUACUUAAAGUUUUCCUGUUGGAAAUACAAGAUUAAAAGAAAAUAUUAAAACUGGAAACAAAAGAAAACAGAGGAUGUAAUUAACUAAUUAAUUAAUUAAUUAAUAAAAGUCGGUUUAGUCGGAGCUGAUUGGCUGGUUAGCAGGCUCGAUUUAAAAUAAUCCAAUUAAAGUGACAGAUCAUUAAUCCUGAAUUUAAACUAGAGAGAUUAGAGGUUUAAUGUUUUUAUUAAGUGCCACUUUAAAAUAAUACCGAACUAAUCAAACUAACCCAAAGCUGUAUUUUUUAUCUAGAGAUAAAAGUGAUGUUAGAAAUGUAGAUUUUUUAAAAUUCAUUAUUAUAAACGUUUUUUUUUUUUUUUUUUAAUCUUUUAUGUUAGACGGGAGCCUGGGAGGGUCAGAGCGUGAAAAACUACAGAUCUACAGCCAUGUGAAACAAAUAAAAAUAUGAAGAAAUGUUAAUGUACAUUACCAAAUGAUGAUGUUGUUUCAUGUCACGUCGUCUUUGUGCUCUUCAGCCAAAAAAAAAUCACUGACAGAAUCACUGAUCCAGACCAGAGCAGCGGGCGGGAAAUCCAAUCUGAUGGAAAAAAAAGAACAUGUUAAUAUGACUGCAGGAAAGCUGAUUUAAAACUACAAAUAGGUAUGGACAAAUGCAAAAGUAGUGGUGUCUAAACUUAACCUAAAUGGCCAGUUGAAGAAAAUUUUAACAUUAUAGGAAACUAGAACCACCAGCAGGCAGUUACACGCCUCAGCCAAGUUUCCAACCAACAGAUAAUAGGGAUAGAUAUGGAUGAAUGUAAGGCCCAGACACCUUUACUUAUUCCUUCCUAAAUCUAAUCAGCUCAUCCUUGAGUCAGAGUAGAUAUCUGUGCAAAGUUUGAAGAAAAUCCGUUCAAAGGUUCUUGAGAUACUGCGGUCACAAGCAGGGAAUGAACAUGAGGCCCAGUCACCUGGAGCCUAGAUGUCCAAAAUCUACUCCUUGGUUAAAAGAACGACUGAAAGCAUGAUUGUUCUGACUCUUUCAUGACAUCUUUGUCAUAAUUUAACAUUUUGAGACGUCAGUUAAAUAAUCUAAAAAUGUGAACUUCCUGCUGCUGGUCUUUAUCAUCGUUUCUGUCCGACAAACUUCACCGUCACUUUCCAUCAGCAGAGAGCGCCUGUUUCCCAGAAUCCACCUGAAUGUUCUGUUAAAAAAAUCAGCUGAUCCAGAGUAAAUCUCAGCACGACUUUCAAAAUCUGAACUCGAUCAAAUUUUUUAUUUUCAUCUUUGUUUUAAUGUAGAUUAUUUUUUAGAUUAUUUUGAGAAAUACUGUCAGUGAUUUUAUAGCCAAAAACAUUGCCAAAGUGUUUUUUUUUUAUUUUUAAAAUCUCCAAACAACAAAAAGACAACAAUGGAACUUUAAGGGAACAUGGAGAAGUAUGAUUUUUUUUUUUGUUUGUUUUGUUUUGAUGAUGACUGUGAAAUUUAUUUUCUUUCUUUUCCAGUUGGUUUUAUGAAAUGUCACUGGUGCUCCUGAGAAAUGGUCAAAAAUACACAAACAUGAUUUCAAAGUAAGGUUUCUACCUUUGAGUUUCUUGGGAAGCUGCAGAGGUCGGAUGAAGUAGCAGCCAGCAGGGGGCGCUCUCCUCUUUUGGGAAACCCCAUAGUGUUUGGGCUGGAAACAGAAAAUCCCAAAUGUGGGAACAUACCACUGAAAAAUGUCAGAACAAAAACAGAAUGAAAACCAAAAUGCUAGACAAGAAGCAUCUGUCAACAUCCUUCUGCUCAGUAGCUAAAACACGUCUGUAAAGUAACUGAACUCUUUAAUUUAUUAAAGCUUUAAGUGCAAAACAAUCACAAAGUCAGUUUAAUCAGAUAAUCAGGCUCAUUUAAAUAUUUCCCCUUCACUAUGGCUUUAACCAUAGAAUGCGUUUUUUGGAAUCUCUCACAUAAAGAAUAACAUCGUCUGCAUACAGAGGUAGCAAAGGCUAAAUACACCAAAUCUCCCUGUGGCAACCUGAACAUACAAACAUUAAAAAUGCUUUUUUUUGGAUGAAGGGUGACUUCUACUUUCCCUUAACAUCUGUUUACUCUUGUACAAGUUUUCCAAAUUCACUAGGAAAUAAAAUUUAAACAAGCUUGUUUGUUACAAGCCGCUGAAUUAAGCACAAGUAAUUUGAUUGGUAAUUCAGUGAUUACAGUUUAAUCUUCUAUAAAAGGCAUUCAUUUCUGAAACUACACUGAAGUUCAUCAGAUUAACAGGUUGAUUUGAGAUUAAACCUUAAUGACAUUCUCCUUAAAAAUAAGCUUUUCUUUGGAGACCUGUAAUGUAAAGCAUAACAUCAUCUGCAUACAGGAGUUGUCAACACUGAAACAUCUGUCAAACCUUGUCUUUUUAGCAUCAUAAAUCGAUUAGACCUGAAUGUUCAAACAUGAAACAUACAAUUUUAGAAUCAGGGAGAUUUCUCCUUUCUUUUCACUGGUGAAAUUCUUGAGGAAGGUGUGUAAAUUUCCUAGGACAGCAGUAAAAAAAAAACAAACAAACAAAAAAAAAAAACAAUCGAAAGGUUCCUGUUUGUAACAAACUGGUAGUCUUUUUCAAACAUUUCAUUAAAUCAUCACACAUCACAGCUUUAUCUGAUAAAAUCUUUAAGAAAUAAACUUGAUUUUAACCAGAUAAACAGGUUAAUUCAAAAUUAAGACAUUUUUUAAGUUGUGCAUCAAAAAAAUAUGCUUUUUGGAAACCUGUGGCAUAAACCAUGACAUUGUCUGCAUAGAGGUAUGGGCAACAGUUAAAAAGUGGUUUGAACUGAAGCUUCCUUCUCCUCUUAGAGCUGUGACCCAAUUUAACCACAACAAACAAACAAUAACUGUGUAUUCUUAGAUUCGGGGUUACUUCUACGUUCUAUAAGUAACAUUCUAUCUGCUCUGUCAAAGUGUGGAAAUUUACGGAUAAAUCAGAGAAUGGAAACAGUCAAACAUGCCUAGCAGUCAAUUUAAGGAUUAUUACUAAAAGAAAAACCGACUUCAUUCAGUAAAUUUGUUUCAACAAAUAUCAAAAAGUUAUUAAAGAGAGUCUUUAAUUUGAUGACUGUCUUUCUUGUCAGACUAUCUAAGCAUCCGAGAAAUAAUAUCUUCCAACUUAGCACUACAUUAAAGUGGAUGUAGUUUUGUUUCCAGCCCAAACAGAUCAAACAUGGUGACCUCAGUCAUUCACCUGUCGGCCAUUUUUAAAGUGUCUGUGUCUCUGUGACUUCCUGUAAACGCAGUCUUCCAUCCAUAACUGUAGAUUAGAAAAUAACUGAAAAUGAAAAGUAGCUGAAUUAACGAGUAACUGUGUUAACGGUAGAGACCACACUCGGGGCUCGGCGUUGAUAUGACACCAGCCAUAAAAACAAAAGAAAUGAGAGGAUGAGGAAAGAGUCGAUGCCGAGCCCUGAUGAUGUCACCUGUGUUUCAUUGACCUCUGACCCCUGCGAGGGUCUCCAUGCUGUGAUCACUGUGCUCAUUCACUACAGACUAAACCAAUGGCAAUAAAACUAACGUCAUGACAAACA